Molecule: messenger RNA, 3712 nt
Organism: Pseudophryne corroboree (corroboree frog)
Lineage: Eukaryota; Metazoa; Chordata; Amphibia; Anura; Myobatrachidae
Gene: DUSP4
Product: dual specificity phosphatase 4
Exons: 4
Coding region: 247-1401 (384 amino acids)
Biological process (GO): endoderm formation; negative regulation of MAPK cascade; protein dephosphorylation
Cellular component (GO): cytoplasm; nucleus
Molecular function (GO): MAP kinase tyrosine/serine/threonine phosphatase activity; MAP kinase tyrosine phosphatase activity; protein tyrosine/threonine phosphatase activity
Source: RefSeq, a predicted model, not a curated record
UCACCCUCCCUCCUAGGAGCAGGCAGUGGCAACAACAGCGGCGCAGACUAGAGAGAGAGAGAGAGAGAGAGAGAGAGCCGUGACAAGUGCAGGGCGGAGAGAGAGAGGCAACGUGCAGCAGCAGAGCCGUCUCCCUCCUCAGCCGCCGCUUGGGGUGCAGACAGCAGCCCGCCUCAUAGACAGAGCGCAGGUUGCUGUCUCCGGUCGCUGCUAUACACAUCGCUGUGCCGCUGCUGGCACCGAGCUAUGCUGACCAUGGAUGAGCUGAGGGAGAUGGAUUGCAGCGUACUAAAGAGGCUGCUGAAGAGGGAAGCUGUGCCCGCUAGGACUGGCAGCGUGGGGGUCGGGGGCAGCUGCCUACUCCUGGACUGCAGACCUUUCCUGGCGCACAGCGCAGGCUUCAUCCUGGGCUCGGUCAACGUGCGCUGCAACACCAUCGUCAGGCGCAGAGCCAAGGGCUCGGUGAGCCUGGAGCAGAUCCUGCCUGCGGGGAGCACGGGAGAGCUGGAGGUGCUGAGCCGGCUGCGCUCGGGAAUGUACUCGGCGGUCAUUGUGUACGACGAGCGGAGCCCCAGAGCAGAGUCCCUGCGGGAGGACAGCACCGUGUCACUGGUGGUGCAGGCUCUGCGGAAGGACACUGACAGCACUGACAUCUGCCUGCUGAAAGGAGGCUAUGAAAGAUUUCACUCUGAGUACCCAGAAUUCUGUGCAAAAGCUAAAUCCAUAAACAGUAUUUCUCUGCCUGCUAGUACAGAGCCUGCUGAAAUGGGCUGCAGCUCAUGUACAACGCCACUGCAUGAUCAGGGUGGUCCAGUGGAGAUCCUUCCCUUCCUUUACCUCGGCAGUGCUUAUCAUGCUGCUCGGAGAGACAUGUUGGAUGCCUUGGGUAUCACCGCCUUACUGAACGUAUCUUCUGACUGCCCAAACCAUUUUGAAGGUCAUUUUCAGUAUAAAUGUAUACCAGUGGAAGACAACCAUAAAGCUGAUAUCAGCUCCUGGUUCAUGGAAGCAAUAGAAUAUGUAGAUUCAGUCAAGGAUAAUCAUGGACGUGUGCUUGUACAUUGCCAAGCUGGGAUUUCUCGUUCAGCAACCAUCUGUUUGGCCUAUUUGAUGAUGAAGAAAAGGGUGAAGUUGGAAGAGGCCUUUGAGUUUGUUAAGCAACGUCGAAGCAUCAUUUCUCCAAACUUUAGCUUUAUGGGACAGCUGUUGCAGUUUGAAUCUCAGGUCUUGACCACUACCUGUGCGACGGAGGCUGCUAGUCCUUCUGCCACCCUUUUGGAGCGCAGCAAGAAUUCCUCUUCACCCACAUCUCCUUUCGUAUUCAGCUUCCCUGUAUCAGUAGCAGCACCAAGCAGCCUUCCUUAUCUCCACAGUCCCAUCACAACGUCGCCCAGUUGUUAAAUGGAAAAGAAUACAACAAACCUACUGACUUUAACUGGCUUUGGCCACUUUAGGUCCAAAAGACCUUUUAUAUUAACUGAACUUUCAUUGAGGAUAAUGUAAAUCCUGAAAUAACUGAGCGUGGGUGAACCCUACAAGCAAUAAUAAUUGAGCAGUUUUCCAUCUCCAAAGCCAUUUGAGCAUUAGUGUUUGAUUUUAUUUUAAUGUUUUAUGUUGAUUUUCCUUCUAUAAAUAUAUAUUAUUUUUUAUAAAUAUUUAUAUAGUAACAUUGAUAUUUCAUGUUCAACUUUUAUUUAUUAUUAUUAUUAUUAUUAUUAUUAUUAAAAAAGUGGCUUCAGGGCAGCUUUUUGCUUUAAAGCAAAUAAAGUUUGGGAAUUUUUUUUUGAUUUUCCCAAAGUGCCUACUUUUAUUUAUAUGUAUAUAUACAGAGAUUUUUUUGUUUGUUUCAAUUUGAAUCUGGAAUUUAAAUUAUUUUGUAUUUCCUUCAAAGUUCUGUCCUCCAAAGUAUCAAAAUGCAAUAAGAGAAAAAGCAACAUUUCUGGAACAACAUUCUUUCUAUAUAAUCUAACCAAGAGCACAACAAUGGAUUUUGGCAUUAACCAUUAUUGCUGGACUCAAGUCAGGAACAAUCAGCUGUUACAUAGAGCUCUUUAUGUACCACUAUAGUAUUUCAUACCUAUAAUGCUAAAUUAUUCUUAAUUGUAUCAAUGUUUUUACUUUGAGCUCGCCAGUCAAUGGAUAUUUGUUGGGUUUAAAAUAUGCCACUGGAUGUGGUGUUAUAGUCAAAUUAGCUUGCAGUAUAUUUAUUUUAACUAUGUAGUUAAUCUUUAAGCCACUGUAAAAAUUCUGAUAUGAGGAUUCCUACUGGACUUCACAGUUGUGUGACUCUAGAGAGCAUCAUUCCACUCCUAAUUAAGGUAUUGUAGUCCUUAGCAGAAAUAUCAGUAUUAGGAAGGCCCUAGGGUUGGAUUUUAUAUUUUCAUGGGUAAAAAAAAAACAAAAAAACAAAGAAGGUGGUCUUAUUAUUCAGUAUUUUCUUGUGUGUCAGGAUUUGCAAUAUGAUCUUUAAGUAUCUGUUCCAUUCCUCCUCAAACUCAACCACCCUUAUUAAAUGGCAUAGACACAUGGUUCUUCUUCUAAAUUUCAGAUUAUGGCAUUUUAAUGCCUUGGUAGAAUCUGCCUCCCCAUGCUGUUUUUUUGUUCCAAGAAAUGCAAGCUUAUAGUUGAUAAUAAUUGUGGAGGAGUUUAAUUUGUGAUUUUAUAACCAAUACAUUUUGUUGCUUACUCGGAAGUGUGAGCUGAACAUUGACUCUAUUCUCCAUACACCUGGGCGUUACAUGUUACUCAGGAGGCUCUUUUUUAGUUUGAUGCAACUCCUGUGGAGUAAGCUCUUUAAAGCAGCUCUUAACACAUUGUGAGGGUUAGACAGAUGUAUAACUUGAUGCAAGGUUGAAGCUUUGUUGAUGAUGGUAUGAAUUUGUAUAAAUCGCAUUGUGCUUUCACUGGAAAGUGCUAUUGAUAUAGCCUAACUUAGUGCUUUUCAGCCUUGACCUCCUUAUUUUUUUUUUUAUCAAGAAUUUAAUUUUUUUUAUUAUUUUUUUACCAUUGAGCCAGCAAUUUAAAUGUAUACAAAAGUCCCCUAAAAUGUGGUUGCUUUAGUAUUACAUAGGAAGACCCUUGAGGUAUCUUAAUAUUGUGACUGAAACCCACAUUAUGUUUUUUGGGGUUACCAUCAUUGAUAUUACUCAUAAUAAGCCUGUCUUCCCUUUUUGAGCCAAUACCUAAUCACUCACUUGUAGUAUUUGAAAUAAGCCUAGAAACAUGUCUUUACUCGAACUGGUAGAUUGGCUCCUGCCUUACUCCAUGCUUUGCGAAUAAGUAUUAUUUGAUAGGAACUCUUCCCUUUUACUGAGAGUAUUCAGACAAUUGCACUUACGGCAUUAAAGUUUAGUUGGCUAAUUGUAGUCUACAUAAACUGAAAGCUGCAACAAAUGAAAUGUUACUAAUGUCAGUCCUUCAUCAAAACACUGUGAUGUGAUUUCACAUAUAUUGAGUUGUGGACAAACCUCCCGGAGAUCCUGUUUGGCAGCUGACUCUCGCAUUCAGAUUAUAAUCUCUAUGGCCAGUCAAUACCCUUGUUUGUCCAUUUCCUUUUCAAAACUGUUGAUAUUCCUGUUGAUAACACACACCUACAUUAGCCUAUCAAAGGGGGUCUAUGUACUAAGCCUUAGCAAGAGAUAAAGUGGACAGAGAGAAAGUACCAGCCAAUCAGCUCCUACCAUGUUACAGACUGUGGGGCAGAUGUAUUAAC